Messenger RNA from Hirundo rustica (Barn swallow), 3851 nucleotides. RefSeq names its product ankyrin repeat domain 31 (gene ANKRD31). Gene Ontology annotation, molecular function: protein binding. NCBI's taxonomy places the organism in Eukaryota, Metazoa, Chordata, Aves, Passeriformes, Hirundinidae. The transcript is spliced from 23 exons. Bases 1 to 3786 code for a protein of 1261 amino acids. The record is from RefSeq and is a predicted model, not a curated record.
AUGCCAGCGUUAGAAGCGCACAAACUCGGAGAAGUGAGACCCUCCGAUCACACACACAGCACGGCGUUUGCUUGCUGUGUUCCCGGCUCCGGUGUGCGCUGCGAGCCCGCUGCAUUCCGAGGGGCAGCGAGGCCCGGCCACAAGAUGGCGGCCGCCGCUGAGGGGGGCGCGCGGCUGCCCGGGGAGGCGCCGGGGGAGCGGAGCGGCGGCAGCAUGGAGCGCCGGGGGAGUGGCGGCGGCGACGACAUCGACACGGACAGCGAUGAGACUGUCGUGGAGGGAUCUGUGACGGAGAGUGAUGUGGAGGAAGAGGAGUUCCGUAGGAGGAGGUUGGCCUUUCUUAACAAGGACAUUGCUUUAACAACUGAGAUAAGUUUUAAUGAAGGAGCUUUUUCUCCAGAAAUCUGUUUUAUACAGAAAUUUGGUGACCGCACACGUUGUCCCAAGGCAGAACAGAUAAAUCCAGCACUUCAAUCUGACACAUCUGACCAGUCUCAGUCCCUACUGAAGGGUUGGAUAAACCACUCAUCACCUACUGAAAAUAUUUCUAAGCCUGGUUUUUCAUUAAAUUCUGCAGCAGAAGAAAAACAAAAUAAUUCUGUAGGUAUCAAAUUGAAUGGAUUUCAGAAGGAUUCAGAAGAGAAGCCUGUGGGUGGUCAGCAGAGAGAGAAAGAAGAAAUUUCAGAUUACUUGGAUGCCACCUUUAGUGAAAAGCAAACUGGUGGGGGACAUUUAUAUUCAGUGGAGCCUGCAGCAUGUGCAGAAACAGACCAAACAACAUCAAGUAAAAUUCAGAAAUCUACUUCUGAAGAUAAUCAGGAUCUAGAAACUAUCAUGUGGCAACAAAUAAUUCUGAAUGAGUGUGCAGAAGCUAAUCAGAGGAGAAGGAGCAAGAGAAUUGACAACAAACGGAGACGAGAAGCCUUUGGUAGGAAUUCUGUAAAUCCAACUCGCCCCCUUUCACUUUCAACAAUCCACAGGAGGAAUAUGUAUGGUGAGAACUUACUGCAUAGAGCUGUUAUUCACCAAGACAUAAACCUUGUACGUAGGAUAAUAAAAGCCGGUGGAAAUGUAAACGCUCAGGAUUAUGCUGGCUUGACUGCAUUACAUAUAGCAAGUGUGGAAGGCUUUUAUAGGAUAGCAAAUCUGCUUUUGAAAGCAGGAGCUGAUGUUAAUGCUACACAAAAGGAACAAAUAACACCCUUGCAAGAUGCAGUUAAAGGAGGCCAUUACGAGAUGGCGAACUUACUACUUUGGUAUGGAGCUGAUCCCUUACUAAAAAAUCAGAUGGGAAGGUGUGCAUUAGAAGAAGCUUCUGACCCAUCUAUGAUGAAACUUCUUAAAAAUUAUGUAGCAAAAUCCAGAAGAUACUCAGUAGCAGGUGGAGAUGAUUCAAAGAACAUGUUAAAUACACAGUGCGUAGAAGAUACAAACAAGCACCAGACAAAGGAGUCAGAACCAGCAUGUGCAAAUCCUCAGAAGACAAGCCAAAAAGCAAAGGCAGCCUCAUAUUCCAGUAGAAGCAACAAAAAGCUUUCAUCUAAUCAAUCACAAUUGAGUCUAGCAUCAAAACAGCAAACAUCUAAGAAGUCAGAAUCUACCAGGCAAGAAGCUGCAAUUGUACGUGGUACCUGUAAGUCAAGACCUGGGAGAAAGACGAAGAUCAGGAGAAAUGCAAAAGGGGAAACUCAGCUGCACAUUGCUGCUAAGAGAGGAGAUUUGUCUUUGGUGAAGACUCUAAUAUCAUCUGGAGUUUCUGUCAAUGAACAGGACUAUGCAGGUUGGACAGCAAUUCAUGAAGCCUCCAGUGGAGGAUUUACUGAGGUGAUCUUAGAAUUACUGAAAGCAGGUGCUGAUGUUAACAGCAGAAGUCUCUGUGGUGUUUUACCAAUACACGAUGCUGUUUCUGGCAAUUAUUUGGAGGCAGCCAGGAUUCUGCUGCAGCAUGGAGCAAAUCCCAAUGAGAGGGAUGGUUCAGGAGAAAGUGCUUUGGAUCAAGCUUGUGAUGAAGAAAUGAAAGAACUUCUGAAGUCAUAUGAUGCUAUGGACUCUGUACUUCCUGUUCAAACUGUUGAAGUUACUGAGGAGAAAUCAAAACGUCGUUGUUAUGACUGCCAUAAAAAUGAUGAUGCAGCUUUGGAGACACAACAUGAGAAAUACAGUGUGGCGUCUGUUGCUGCUGUACAGGAUACAGAAAAGAAGCAGAAAGAACUGUUGCUAUUUGAGUUGAAAACUUCCAAAGAUGCAGAUGUGUAUAUCCAAAGGCUGUCUCAGAUACAAGAUACUUUGAAUGAAAUACUUGCAAACCAGAAAACAGAGAGGGAUACCAUUGCUAUAAAAUACAGGGCUUCAGUGGAAUCAUUUAAAAGAGGUGCACUAAGGAAACAAUUAGUUAACCUUGCUUCUAGACAAAAGAGCUUGUUGACUAUUGCCCAAAACCAGGAGAAAUUAGUGCAGAAAAUACAAAAUUACAGGAAAACAAAGCAAAUGUUCAAUUCGUCAUCAGAGAAGCAAAUCUCAAACUUAGUUAUUUUUCAUGGAAGUGAUGAAAGACAAAGUUUAACUGCUAAUGAAAUCACGUGUCCUAAUGCAGUAACGUUGAGUAUGGGGCUUGGUGCCAUCGGGCCUAGUGGAAGCAAAGUAGGAGCACAGGUCUCUUUAGAAGAUAGAUUUUCAGCUCAGGAAUGCAUCCAGCAUCCACACAUCUGCUUGGAUGAGACAGCAGCAAAUAAAGAAGCAAUUACAAGCAAAGAGGCUUCUGAUCAUGCUUUGGCAUCUGAAAACAGGGGAAGAGAAUGUCCCUCUGACAACAUGUCAAAGCUGAUAAAUGCUGCAGAAGUGAUGACAUUGCCUUCAGAACCUAUUUCCACUGCCAAAACGAAGUGCUCACAGCAAAAAUACAUUGAUUGUGUAGCAAUUGCAGGACAAAGAAACAAGUCUUUAAAUCCCACUUCAAUGAUGAGCACAUUAAAUAUUGUAGAACCCCGAAGCACUGUUGUCAGUAAGAAUGUCUAUCAGACAACCAGUUACUGCAAGCAGGUUCUUUCACAUGAGGAUCGGAACAGAUAUGGGAAUAAGAAAGAAGCUUUCCAGCAGCAGCCACAGCAAGCAAUUUUGUUAGCAUCUACAAAUAACUUCUCUAAUACCUUGAAACAAAGGGUCCUUCAGAGUAGUGAAGAUUCAUUUAAUGCCAACCCGAUGCUUACUAAUCUUACCUCAAGUACAGACUCUCCAGCAAAUAUCAGUGAGAAAUCUUCACAGAGUUACGGUAAUCAGGAAUGGGGACAAAAACAAAUGAGAUAUGGAUGGAAGAGUAAGAAAAAGCAUCAGCUGAUAGAUCUGCUUGAAUUGGGAUGGAUAAAGCCCGGAGAAAAUGUUUUAGAAUUCAAACUGCAGGAAUUUAGUCAUAAAGCUACACUCUUAAAGAAUGGCAAGAUCAGAACCAGUAAAGGACAAAUACUACAGAAUCCAGUUCAGUGGGUUAAAGAUAUACUAGGAAGUGAUAUUUCUGUGACAUGGAAGUAUGUGUGGAAUAAGGUCACGUAUCUUGGAACGGAAUUGUCAAAAUUCGGUGUCGGUGAAGUGUCAGUUUCCAGUGACCUAGAGUUACCAUCACAGACAGGAAACCCUUUGGGCUCUUCUGUCCAGUUCAACUCAGUGGAAAGCCUGACACAUUUUCUUCAAUUCCGUGAGAUAAUAAUGGCACAUAGAGAGGAGUUUCUACCAUGCUCUGCAAUGGAAAAGCACUGGAAUUUCUACAAAGAAUGUAAAGAUUUUGGAUUCUAAAGACUUCUUGAGUGCUAAUACUUUUUCUUUGCCAUCACUUAAAAGUAAACAUUUGAGCUUUUAGA